Messenger RNA from Myotis daubentonii (Daubenton's bat), 3418 nucleotides. It is a transcript of the gene SUFU, whose product is annotated as SUFU negative regulator of hedgehog signaling. Gene Ontology annotation, molecular function: transcription factor binding. The record is from RefSeq and is a predicted model, not a curated record. Gene Ontology annotation, cellular component: cytoplasm; nucleus. NCBI's taxonomy places the organism in Eukaryota, Metazoa, Chordata, Mammalia, Chiroptera, Vespertilionidae.
GGUGCCCCACCCCCUCGAGCGGCCCGCGGCCCCCAAGGCACUCUCUGGCCCGCUCUGCGGCGGCCGCGGCCUGGGCGGACGGUUCGCCGCGCGCAGGCGCGGACCCUGGACCUCGCCGCAGCCCCCAGCGCCUCGGGGAGUUACACCGACGGGGUCCGCCCGCCGGCGCGUCAGUGCGCUCCCGCUCGGCCGUCCUCCCGGGUCCUCCCAGCGCUCGCCGCGCGGGGAUGGCGGAGCUGCGGCCUAGCGGCGCCCCCGGCCCCACCGCGCCCCCGGCCCCUGGCCCGACUGCCCCGCCGGCCUUCGCCUCGCUCUUCCCCCCAGGACUGCACGCCAUCUACGGAGAGUGCCGCCGCCUUUACCCCGACCAGCCGAACCCGCUCCAGGUCACAGCUAUCGUCAAGUACUGGUUGGGAGGCCCAGACCCCUUGGAUUAUGUUAGCAUGUACAGGAACGUGGGGAGCCCUUCUGCCAACAUCCCCGAACACUGGCACUACAUCAGCUUCGGCCUCAGCGACCUCUAUGGUGACAGCAGAGUCCAUGAAUUUACAGGAACGGAUGGGCCUAGUGGUUUUGGCUUUGAGUUGACAUUUCGUCUGAAGAGAGAAACAGGGGAGUCUGCUCCCCCAACAUGGCCAGCAGAGCUAAUGCAGGGCUUGGCCAGAUACGUGUUCCAAUCGGGUCCAAUCUUGACUGUCCCCGACCCCACCCCAAGAAGUGAAGGUGCAGGGGAAGUGGAGCAGAUGCCAGAAUUCUGGCUUUGGACUUGCAGGCCAAAGAACACCUUCUGCAGUGGGGAUCACGUGUCUUGGCACAGCCCUUUGGAUAACAGUGAGUCAAGAAUUCAGCACAUGCUGCUGACAGAGGACCCGCAGAUGCAACCUGUGCAGACACCCUUUGGGGUAGUUACCUUCCUCCAGAUCGUUGGUGUCUGCACUGAGGAACUCCAUGCAGCCCAGCAGUGGAAUGGGCAGGGUAUCCUGGAGCUGCUGCGGAUGGUGCCCAUCGCUGGCGGCCCCUGGCUGAUAACUGACAUGCGGAGGGGAGAGACCAUAUUUGAGAUCGAUCCACACCUGCAACAGGAGAGAGUUGAUAAAGGCAUCGAGACGGACGGUUCCAAUCUAAGUGGUGUCAGUGCCAAGUGUGCCUGGGAUGACCUGAGCCGGCCCCCUGAGGAUGACGAAGACAGCCGAAGCAUCUGCAUAGGCACACAGCCCCGGCGGCUCUCUGGCAAAGACACGGAGCAGAUCCGGGAGACCCUGAGGAGAGGACUUGAGAUCAACAGCAAACCCGUCCUUCCACCAAUCAACCCUCAGCGACAGAAUGGCCUCACCCAUGACCGAGCCCCGAGCCGCAAAGACAGCCUGGAAAGCGACAGCUCCACAGCCAUUAUCCCCCAUGAGCUGAUCCGCACACGGCAACUUGAGAGUGUACAUCUGAAAUUCAACCAAGAGUCAGGAGCCCUCAUUCCUCUCUGCCUAAGGGGCAGGCUCCUGCAUGGACGGCACUUUACAUAUAAAAGUAUCACAGGUGACAUGGCCAUCACAUUCGUCUCCACGGGAGUGGAAGGUGCCUUUGCCACUGAGGAGCACCCUUACGCAGCUCAUGGACCCUGGUUACAAAUUCUAUUGACGGAAGAGUUUGUAGAGAAAAUGUUGGAGGACUUAGAAGAUUUGACUUCUCCAGAGGAAGGACUGCUAUUUCAAGAUCACUCUUCAGGCCUGUCCAAAGCAAAGCCAUUUUGUCCAUCAGGGAUCACACAGGACUAUGUUCUGCCCCGUCCACACCACCAUACACACCAGGAGGCCACAGGAGGCCCACGGGUACAGGAUCCCUUUGAUGAGAGAUCCCGACAAAGCUGCCUCCAGGAGCCAUGAAGGCAGUGACCGUCUCUCCAGGGAGCAGCAGUUGGACUUCCAAGGAGCCUGGCCCCGUCUCUGCACACACCCUUAGGGCUACCUGGUUAAUUCCAUCAAACUCAGAGCUUCAAGGCAGAUCAUACUGGAGUAUGGGAGAGAUGGACUCCAGGCUCCCAGCAGCCAAGGUGCAACCCUCUGGACCUGACGUUGGGAGCAGCUGUGCCUUCUCAGAACUUUUCAAAAGGACGUUUCCUGGCCUCCGUCUGCCACAGCAUCCCUGCCUUUGAAGCUCUUGUCUUCCGAUGUCUCAUGGCCAAAGAGGUGCCAUCACCUUUCCUCCUUUCCUUGCCACCUGACCUGCUCUCCACCAGUUCUCUUUAUGGAACCCUGCCUCCACCUGCCUGGUGUGGCGAUGGGGAGGGGACUGUUUUAUAAGCUUUGUCAUCAGUGUGGGAGGCAGUAGGUGAGCUCUGAGACGAUGAGCCCAUGAAGCCUAUGGCCCCUGCCCGCCCAUGUUGGGAACCUCCAAGGCCAUGCUGCGGCCAGGCCUCCAUUUCCUUUUCCGACAGGGCAGUGGCUCUGGGGCAGUGGCAGGGCACCCGCUGUCUCUGACCACACCUCCUUUCCCUUGUGUGGCAGUGCCUUCCCAGGGGUUCUCCAUUGAGCUGGCUGGUGAGACAAGCAAGGCUGACCACGUACUGUGCUUAGCACAGCACCUGAACCGUGGUGGGUGCUCACUAAAUGUAUCCCUUCUUUCCCUCCCUGCAGCCCCUUCAGAGCCCUGACCUCAUAGUGAGGGGGAGGUAAGAAGCUUCCCUCCACCUGCCUCUUCCACAAGCUUCCCUGAGGUUUGCCUGGUCCUACCCCACCCUCCCAGUCCCUGGUGCUAGGAAGGGGCACCCCCGUGCUGUUUGCCUGCUACACAAGGCAGACUUCUGUGGCUCCUCAGGUCCAGUAUGGGCUGCACGAGGACCACAGACCCAGCUGCCACUCGGAGCGGGUGGAGAGGCUCAUGCAAGGUCUCAGAUGUGGCCAGGGAGCUGGCACUUUCCUGUCCUUCUCUUCCUGUUCCAUAGGCCAGGCUCCAGCGCUGGGACUGGGAAGCCUUGGGGAGAGUCUAAAAGGGCUAGAAUGUUUUAAAAAUAAACACAGGGUCUUGGGACUGGGUUUUGAGAUUGAGUUGAGGAGCAGGGAAAAAAUCUAAAAGUUGGUGCCCCUAUGGGGCAGACCAGUAAUGAAAUCCCUUGACUAUUUUUUUAUUCAGUUGUGUUUCCUCUCUGGCUUCCGGGGCCUCCGUGCCAGGUGAGGGCCCUGGGUCCCUGUAAUAAGUGAGGAGCCCUGUAGAGAGAGCCCUCCUUUUGUACAAGGACCUGAACGCUGCGACGAGCAGGCUUUUGUAAACAUUUUCAUUAGUUUCUAAUGUCAUUGGCGACUCAGUUCCUACGGGCUGCAGCCAGCCAGGAACUUUUGUAAGAACGUUGGCUGCCUCACUUAGAUGUCGUUUCCUUCUUGCCCCUCUUCCUCUGUGUAAUCUAAGUGCAUUAAACAUAUUUACAGAA